AUGCUGUCCAUCCUCCUCAGUUGUGGUGUCCUUGCAAUCGCUAUUUUCGCAAGUUGUAGUGCCGCGGUAACGACUGUCAGUGUUAAUGGCACGGCUACCCACAGCAUUCCGCCUCUGCUUUUGCUUCAAAAUCGCGCCUUCCAGCAGGUGACACCAGACACAACUAACGCUCUUUUCGGUUGGGCUCCAAUCAACGGCACGUCCAUCAAUGUUAUUGCUGACCCUAUCCCGCUCUCCGAUGCCCUGCCCAACUCCCUUGAGGUUGCCAUCCCAUUUGGCUCCUCUGUUCAAGUCGGAUUCGACAAUGAGGGCUAUUGGGGCAUAAACGUCAAUGCCUCUUGGACUUACAAUGCCUCUUUCUACUACAGGUUCCCAAGCGCAUCCGAUUUUUCUGGCAAAAUCACUGUCAUGCUUCAGUCUUCUAUUGGCGCAGUCUAUGCAAGCGCUUCUGUGCCUGUCUCCGGCUCCACCACAACAUGGACGCAGGUCGUGGUGCAUCUCACACCUUCCUCAAGCCCUGUGUCAACUACAAAUAUUUUCACGGUCACGGUCGAUGGUUCCAGCGCCAUCGGAGGGACGAUCAACUUCGCAAUGUUCUCUCUCUUCCCUCCAACAUUCAAGGGCAGAGCCAAUGGCUUGCGUAUGGACAUUGCGCAGGCGUGUUUUCAUCUGGAGUUGAAGCAACAUACAUUGUAUGAUAUGAAGCCUUCGUUCUUCCGUUUGCCCGGUGGUAACAACUUGGGCCAAGGCUUUUCUACACGCUGGCAAUGGAAUGCGACAGUAGGCAAUCUCAUUGACCGUCCAGGACGCAUGGGUGACUGGGGAUACGUCAACACUGAUGGUCUCGGUCUUCUCGAAUACAUGUAUCUUUGCGAAGAUAUGGAAAUGGAACCCAUUAUGGCUGUAUGGGCAGGGUACUCGCUUGACGGAGCCAGCCUCCCUGAGACCGAUCUCGCGCCAUACAUCCAACAGGCAAUCGACCAGAUUAAUUUUGUCAUCGGUGACUCCGCCACGAGUAAACCAGCUGCCCUGCGUGCAUCUCUUGGUCACCCAGAACCAUUCCAUCUGCAGUAUGUCGAAAUUGGCAAUGAAGACUUCUUCGCAUCAGAAUCGUAUAUAUACCGCUGGAGAGAUUUCGCGGGCAACUUGACGGCUACAUUUCCUCAGCUGAAGUUCAUCGCAACCUCAUACCCCUUCAAUCCCACUCUCGAUCCCAUCCCAAAGCAGUAUGACAACCACGUGUACCAGACACCUGGCUGGUUCGCAGAAAACGCAUUCUACUACGAUUCUGUCGAGCGCAAUGGCACUUACUACUUUGAGGGCGAAUAUGCUGUUGUGUCAACUAACGCCAGCGAUAUCUUCGGCACACCCACCGACGGUCGCCUUGUAUACCCUAAUAUGCAAGGAUCUUCAGGAGAAGCUGCAUUCAUGACCGGUCUCGAGCGUAACAGUGACAUUGUCUUCGCUGCGUCGUAUGCUCCCUUGUUAAUGAACAUUGCCAACUAUCAAUGGUCACCCAACCUUAUUGCCUUUGAUGCGUCAAAUGUGUACCCAUCAACCAGCUUCUACACACAACAGCUCUUCAGUCUCAACCGUGGAACCGAAUAUUUACCAAGCACCCUGCCUCAAAAUGGCACACUCCACUGGAGUGUCACGCGUGAUGCACCCACCAACACGAUUGUCAUCAAGAUUGCCAACGCGGGUAUGACAGCUGAAGAAAUGACAUUCGAGCUUCCUUUCAACGGUGUUCACGGCACUGGCACUGCGACAGUGCUCUCAGGUUCUGCUACUGCAAGUAACUCGCCCGAAACUCCCAAUGCUGUCAAGCCCGUCACUUCACAGAUUGAGACUGGUGAGAGUUUCUCGUACACUGCCCCAGCGUACAGUGUCAACGUACUGCGGGUGGAGGCGGAUUAG
Molecule: messenger RNA, 1917 nt
Organism: Suillus subaureus
Lineage: Eukaryota; Fungi; Basidiomycota; Agaricomycetes; Boletales; Suillaceae
Product: glycoside hydrolase family 51 protein
Exons: 16
Coding region: 1-1917 (638 amino acids)
Biological process (GO): L-arabinose metabolic process
Molecular function (GO): alpha-L-arabinofuranosidase activity
Source: RefSeq, a predicted model, not a curated record